Messenger RNA from Canariomyces notabilis, 1215 nucleotides. RefSeq names its product acid protease. Gene Ontology annotation, biological process: proteolysis. The record is from RefSeq and is a predicted model, not a curated record. The annotation marks the transcript as partial. Lineage: Eukaryota; Fungi; Ascomycota; Sordariomycetes; Sordariales; Chaetomiaceae. The transcript is spliced from 3 exons. Gene Ontology annotation, molecular function: aspartic-type endopeptidase activity.
CUCUCUAACAAUCGGACGGCCUAUUACACCAAAAUACAAGUCGGCACGCCGCCACAGACGGUAACAUUACAUGUGGACACGGGAAGCGCCGAUCUCUGGUAUUACAUCCCCCCGAUUUUCUCAGAAAGACUACAACAACGAUGGGGCUACUGCGUCGACACGUUCGAUCCAGACGAGAGCUCAACCUACGAGACCGUGGACAGAGGAGGCUUUGACAUUACAUAUCUCGACCAAACUGGAGCGUCCGGUGAUUACUUCACCGACAACAUAUCCCUGGGCAACUCCAUCAACGUCACCAAUGUCCAAAUGGGUCUCGCCGAGAAAAGUACCAAUAACGUGGGCCUGAUCGGCAUCGGGUACAACGCUUCCGUGGCAGCAGCCUCGCCGUAUCCAAACAUCAUCGACCUCCUCUACGAGCAGGGCUUGAUUCCCACCAAGGCGUACAGCCUGUACCUCAACGACUUCCACGCCAACAGCGGCGAGCUUCUCUUCGGCGGGAUCGACACAGAAAAGUUCAUCGGCGAACUCAAAACCAUCCCCGUCAUCCCCAACAACUCCACCGGCGAGCCCAUCUACGACCACUUCACCGUAGCCGUGACCGGCGUAACCGUCGGCUUCAACUCCACAACCACGGACCUCCUCGACGAGCCCAUCGCCGCCAUCCUCGACAGCGGCACCUCCUUCACCUACGUCCCGCCCAGCAUGGCAAACCCCAUCUUCUCCCUCCUCAACGUAGUCGACGACACCGACAACUCCGGCGAGAUCCUCGUCGACUGCGCACUCCGCAGCCGCACAGACCUCUUCCUCACGUACCAAUUCAACGGCCCCUCCGGCCCCGUGGUGAACGUCUCCGCCGCGGAACUGAUCGUCGACGAUCUCCAGCCGUACAUUGCCUCCGGUGGACUGGAGCUGCCGCGGGGGUUGCCCUUCCCCGACGAGCGGGUCUGUCGUAUGGGCAUAUACCCUACGAGUGACCAUGACUAUUUGCUUGGGGAUACCUUCCUGCGCUCGGCGUAUGUGGUGUAUGACCUGUCGAAUAAUGUCAUUGGCAUGGCGCAGAGCAACGUUAAUGCUACGAAGAGUAAUGUGGUGGAGAUUGCCGCGGGCGGGACGGUGCCGUUGACGACGGGCGUGGCGACGCCGGCGGCGCAGGAGACCAGUGGCAGUCAGACGACGGGAGGAGGAGGUACGUCGGGAGGUACGGGUACGGGCGCG